Paramecium pentaurelia is the source of this 1770-nucleotide messenger RNA. The record is from the annotation of a GenBank genome assembly. NCBI's taxonomy places the organism in Eukaryota, Ciliophora, Oligohymenophorea, Peniculida, Parameciidae.
AUGGACCCUCUGAAAGACCCAGCGAAUGAUAGACAUGUAAAGACUCUAAAGCCUCCUCCUCAUAGGCCAUUGAUGAAGAGUCUCAUGUUCCCAGACAAAUUGAAAAGUAUAUAAAAAUUUCAUAUGAUAGACAAACCUGAUUGGAAAUUGCUUAAGGAUCAUCUUCAAAAGGAAGGAAGAGUUUCUAAAGAAGACCUUUUCAAAUUAGUUGGAGAUUGCAAUAAAUUAUUAAGUAGAAAAAUUAGUGAUUUUUAGAGAAUGAAGGGAAUGUAAUAUACAUACAGGAUCCACUUACAGUAGUAGGAGACAUCCAUGGGUAAGAUUAAAGAGAAUAUUAGAUAAUACUAUGACUUAUUAAAACUCCUAGAACCUAAGGUAGGAGGGAAUCCUGAGACAACUAAGUACGUUUAAUUCAUAGAGUUUAGAUAUUUGUUUCUUGGAGACUUUGUUGAUAGAGGAUCUUAUUCUAUAGAAGUAAUAAUUUUGCUUUAUGCAAUAAAACUCAAUUAUCCAAAUACUGUAUAUUUUUUGAGGGGAAAUCAUGAAUGCAGAUAGCUGACAGCAUUCUUUAAUUUUAAAGAUGAAUGUACUUAGAAUGAUUUACAAAGGUCUUUACAAGUAUGAUUAAGAGACCUAUGAUAUGUUAAUGGAUUCAUUUGAUUUGUUUCCUUUAGCUUGCAUAAUCAACUCAAAAUUUAUAGCAAUUCAUGGAGGAAUAUCUCCUGAUUUAAAAUCUGUACAUGCUGAGAUUCAUUUUAGUUAGAAGAUAUUAAGAAAUUGGAUCGCUAUCAUGAGCCUCCUAAAAGUGGAUUAUUUUGUGAUUUGUUAUGGAGUGAUCCAGUAGAUUAAGAUUAAGGAAAUUUGGAUGGUUAAUGGAAAGGAAAUGAAGUGAGAGGAUGCAGUUGGUUUUUUGGAAAUGAUGCUGCUUCUAAAUUUUUACAGAAGAAUAAUCUUAUAUCUAUCAUUCGUGCACAUGAAGUAAAUGAAAUUGAAUUACAUAAGGCAUAAUUAGAUGGAUAUAAAAUGCAUAGAUGGCAUGGUGGAAAAGAUUUUCCUGUUGUUAUUACUAUAUUCAGUGCACCAAAUUAUUGUGAUGUUUAUAAUAAUAAGGGUGCUGUAAUUAAAUUUGAAGUAAUAUCUUACUUUUAUUAAUUACAAGAAUAAUACUCUGAAUAUAUAAUAGUUUUAAUAAACACCUCAUCCUUAUUUAUUACCAAACUUUAUGGAUAUAUUUACAUGGUCGAUUCCAUUUGUAGCUGAAAAAGUAAAUGAAAUACUUUACAAUUUACUAUAAGUUGGAGAUCAGGUUGAUGAUGAGGAAAUUAAUGAUGAAGAUAUCAAAUAAUUUAAAGAAUUGACUUAAUAAAAUAAGAAAUAUGAUAAAUAAAGUACUACUGGAUCCAAUAAUGCUAAAAGUAUUAAUAUGAUAUUUAUUUCAAAAGAUACAGAGAAAUUGAAAAAGAAAAUCAUUUUUGUAGCUAACAUGAUAAAAAUGUAAAAGACCUUAAGAGAAUAAAGUGAAAGCAUAAUCUAACUUAAAGGAGCAUGUCCUGAUAAAAGAUUACCAAGAGGAGUUUUGACUGCUGGUAAAUCAGCUAUAAUGGAUGGUAAUUUAGUGAAAUUUGAUAUUUAGCUCUGGCUGACUUUAAUAUUGCUAAAAAUGCAGAUAUAGUCAAUGAAAAAAUGCCUACGAUGACAUAGACACCAUAACAAUCAAUUUCAAUUAAUAAAUCAAUAAAUUCUACCUCAUCUAAAACGAAAAAAAAGUGA